Microtus oregoni (creeping vole) is the source of this 741-nucleotide messenger RNA. Its product is annotated as selection and upkeep of intraepithelial T-cells protein 8-like. The transcript has 3 exons. Bases 1 to 741 code for a protein of 246 amino acids. Gene Ontology annotation, cellular component: external side of plasma membrane. The record is from RefSeq and is a predicted model, not a curated record. Lineage: Eukaryota; Metazoa; Chordata; Mammalia; Rodentia; Cricetidae. Gene Ontology annotation, biological process: regulation of cytokine production; T cell receptor signaling pathway. Gene Ontology annotation, molecular function: signaling receptor binding.
AUGAUGAAGCCCACAGACUCCUGUUUUUCUAGAUAUCAUAUGUGCUUCACUUUCCUGCAAGUGAUAGCAUUAGCAUCGACUUCUCAGAAUCUGAUGGUGACCACUCCCACUGGACAUUUGGUGGCUAGGGUAGGAGGCCAGGCCGAGCUCAGCUGCCAGGUGUCCCCACCACGCAGUGUGGAGUCUAUGGAGGUGCGCUGGCUCAGGAGUGACAAUUACAAACUUGUUUAUCAGUACAGAGGUGGCCACGGGGUAAAUGGAGAAGCUGCACCUGAAUAUGUGAAUCGUACAGAGUUUGUGAAAGAGGCCAUUGGGAAGGGCAGAGUGGCGCUCAGAAUUCAUAAUAUUAGAAUUUCUGAUGAAGGACCUUACCAAUGUUUAUUUAAUGAUAGAGGUUUCAGUGAUGUGGUCAGCAUGAACCUCAGUGUGGCAGCAUUUGGAUUGAAGACACAAAUCCAUGUUGAGAGUCCUGCUUAUGAUGGACCCAGUGUGUGUUGCUUUACAGAGGGGUGGUUCCCACAGCCCCGAAUGGAGUGGAGAGACAGUCAAGGGGAGGUAGUUCCAUACUCUUCCAUGUCAUACUCCCAGGAUGAAGACAGAUUUUUCCACAUGAAGUUGACUCUUCUUCUUAGAAGUCAGUCACAGAAAAGUAUCACAUGUUGUGUUCUAAACCCUCUAACAGGUGAAGAGAAGCAAACAAAUCUCAUCCUAUCAAGUAAGUACUCAGUCAUGAGGGGUUAA